AUGGCUCUAUUUGAGAAAAAAUAUACAAAUAAAGUGUUAUUAGAUGAUACUGAAACUUUGGUAAGCGUAAUUGAAAAUGCAAGAACUAUUGAUGGUCAUACAGAAUACGUGAUCAGAACACAAAGAGGCCCCUUACCCGAAAAAUCUUGGCGUGUUAGCAGACGUUAUAAUGACUUUGUACAGCUCAAUGGAGUUUUAUCUAUGUCAGGCUUGGACCUGCCGUUGCCUCCUAAAAAAAUUAUUGGUAAUAUGGAUGUAGAAUUUAUAGCCCAACGUCAAAUCGCCUUGCAAAAUUAUUUAAACGUUGUACUAAUGAAUCCCAUAUUAGCUUCAUCGUUGCCUAUGAAGCAUUUCCUCGAUCCCAACAAUUACGCUAUACCUUUACAUGAAAUAGCAUUACAACAAGUGUCUCUAGCAUUGAGAAGCGAUGCAAAUUUCGAAAUUGGAAAGCCAAUUGUCGAUAUGGGAUGGCGGCUAAGAAAGCAUUAUUAUACCGUAAAAAAUCGUCAAAAUAUAAAGCAAGAAUUGCUUUUGGCUUGGGUAGAAUUUGGACCUGAUAAACAUUUACAAGACAAAGAUAUCCAGGGUGUUUUCAAAAGCCUGGGAACAUUGAAGCACCCUCACAUUGAGAGCAUAGUUCAUCAGCAUGUAACCGACAAUGGUGCUUUGACAAUUAGAAAUUUUUACAACAAUGGUACCUUGCGUGACGUUCUUUGUAACUCAAAACCAAAGCAACCGUUCAUUAAGAAGUACGGAAAUCCAAAGCAACCAAAAUCACUGAUCACAUCUGAAAUCGCCACGUACGCAUAUCAGAUUCUUGAUGCACUGAGUUAUCUCGCUGAAAAGGGACUACCUUACGGUCAUUUACAUACCGGUAAUGUUCUUAUAACACCAACGGGAGCUAAGCUACUGGACAUAGAAAAUGGAUUGUUGGGUUUGCCAGCUUUUUAUCGGCCUUACGUUGUCCAGAGGCGAAAGCUUCAUGCUACUACUCAGGUAGAUGUAUAUUCAUUUGGUCAUGUCUUGUAUGAAAUGGCAUUUGGCAGGCCAUUGCUAGAAGCUACUUGCACUGACAUUCCUCACUGCGAUCCUCACUUGAAAAAUCUUUUGGAAGUAAUUCUUUCACCUGAAGCACUCAAACAAGAUCUUCCUACAAUUGCUCAGCUUAUUGAGCACCCGUUCUUCGAAACUCCUAGACGUGCUGCUGCGCUAUCAGCUAAUCCUGUUGAAAAACCCCACUUUAAAUUGAGCAGCCAUCUUAAAGAUGCUCUUUUGGAGGCUGCUAAUAAGGCAGAGCAAAGACUGAGAGAUGAACAGAAAGUUGUUAGACACCAAAAAAGACUUGUUAAAGUCCAGGAAUUGAUGAGCUCUGAAGAAGAGAUGAAAAAACGAAAACAAAAAUUGAAAAAAGAAACAAAAUUGGCCCAAGAACAACAAUCAUCAAGUCAACUCAAUAGUUCCAAUGGUAAAAGCCCAGAAAGGUCAGAUAGUCCUACAAGUACAUCUACUACGACUAGUCUUGGUACUUUUACUCCUCCAUCACACGGUGUGACUACAAUAUCGAGCAACACCGUAAAAAAUAAUAAUGAAAAUCAUGUGCCAUUCACGGAUGCAUCAGCUGGUGCUUUAAAUGUACCAACAGGUACAAAUGAUCGUUCUGCCUUAUUAGGCAGUAUAUGUAAUUUUAAUAAAGGAAAAUUACGCAAGAUUACCAAUGGUAAUCAUUAA
Molecule: messenger RNA, 1728 nt
Organism: Cotesia congregata
Lineage: Eukaryota; Metazoa; Arthropoda; Insecta; Hymenoptera; Braconidae
Source: the annotation of a GenBank genome assembly